This is a messenger RNA of Camellia sinensis, 1959 nucleotides long. Lineage: Eukaryota; Viridiplantae; Streptophyta; Magnoliopsida; Ericales; Theaceae. The record is from RefSeq and is a predicted model, not a curated record.
ACUGAUGAAGUGAAAUCAGACUCUUUCUCUGAAAUUAAGAGAGAAGCUCAGGUCAUAGAUGCCCAAGGAAUUAAAGUUUAGAAGUCAGAAUUCUUACUUAAAUUGCGUAAGGAUUUUUGUUGCAGUUGUCUUGAUCUUAUGAUUUGGAAGGAGCAGCAACCAUUCUAAACCCAGGAAGUUACAAGGGUUUUGCGCCAACAUUAUCUCUAAUUGAAUUGCGUCUAACCUCACAUCAUCAUCUAGUGAAUUGGACAGCACAUAUCCAAGAAACUGAAAACUCUAUUACUCUUUUGACCUCAAUGACUUGGAUGACUUUACUAGGAGGCAGACUCUAUUAGAUAAGUAUGGGGCUUAGGGAGAUGUGAAUUCCCAGACACACACAUGCACUAUAUACACAUACCCAAGUCCAUGUUUUGUAGUUAGAACUUUUCAGUUGUUCUUUCUGUUUGAAAAAAAAAAAAAAACAAAAUUGAUAGGGACUUAUAUGCAAAGGAUAAAUUACACAAAUAAUCCCCAAAGUAUACUAUAUUUUUCAUUUUGGUCUCUAACCUUUAAUUUGUUUUAAUUACAUCCUGCACUUCACACAUUGAUUCAUUGUGGUCCCUUCUUAUAAAUGCCAUAAACUUCGGACCAAAAAUUUUGGGAUCAUGCUUAUAUUAGCCUUAUAUUAAGAACAUAAAAGACAUUGAGGAAUUUAUUUCAUUUUUUUGCCUAAAUGAAUAAUAGACACAUGAAUUUAAAAAAGAUAACAAAGUUACUUUUAAGAACUGAAAUACAUACAUAAUGAGGAACGUAGUCCUCUCAUAUGUCGCAACAAGAAGUUAAUUUUUGUCCAUUGAAUUUUGUAUUUGUUGAGUUAAUUCCUAAAAUCUUCUGACUAUUGCACUUUUAAUUUGUCGAGUUAAUCCUGAAAAUCUCCCUAAAGCCUCAAUUUUUCUAUACAACAUGAAACCAUAAUCUUCUAUCCAUUAUUUGAUCAAUGUUAUUUGGCAUAUAUAGUGCAUUCAAAGCUUGAUUUAAGCAUGAUAUCAACAUCUGCAUUUAUAGGAAAGGACUACAUUGUAAUCAAUGUGUAAAGUUUAGGGAUGUAAUUGAAACAAAUUAAAGAUUGAGAACCAAUAAUGAAAUAGAUAGUAUACUUUUGGAACUAUUUAUGACCAUAUACUUCUAUGCCAAACAGUAGCGUCUUAUACAAGUUGUCCCAAGUUUUGUUUAAAAUAUGUUUGUUGUUUACUUCAUAGAUGGUCAAAAAUUGCUCGAAGGUUGCCUGGAAGAACUGAUAAUGAGAUAAAGAACUACUGGAGAAGUCAUUUGAGAAAGAAUGCACAAGUCCGAGAGCAAGAAACUACGAUCAGAGCAUCACAAACAACGAGAAACAAGAUGUGUUGGUUACAAAAUUUGAUAAUGGAGACUGCACAUCUGUUAAGGAGAACAUUUUGAGAACCACUGAUGAUCACUCUGAUGUGUUUGAAUUAUCAAACUAUGGAAUUGCAAGUUCUCCAUAUGAAGUCCGCAUAUCGGAUUGGAUGUCAAGUUGGUCAAAUGAGCAAAGGGAAGUGAACCGUCAUCAUGGGGAGUGUCAGAGUUUGGACUCAGAUGUUCAAAAGAUCCAUUUCAGAGACGGCAUUAGAGCGAAUGUCUGGUUUGUUUGGAUCGUUUUCAAUUCUUCAACCAAAGGAGGGAAAAAAAAGAUUGCUUUGAAACGGGAAAAGAUGGGUGAGACAGCUCCUUUUUGGAGAUUUUCUGCUACUUCUUAUCCAGAUCUUGAAACAGCAGCUCCUGCUGGUGCUCUUUUAAGGAAUCCUAGCAGGCCACUUAACGGCAACUCCAGCACCUCCUCGAGGAUCUGCAAAAUUAUGGUACAGUUUUGCUUCUCUGUUUCUGGAUAAUAUGUUUGGGCUCUUCUUUAGUUACAGGCACAUUGCGUAGGCAAAGCAGUGGGGAAGAAGUUGGAUCAAG